Daphnia pulicaria is the source of this 658-nucleotide messenger RNA. RefSeq names its product endoglucanase-like. Gene Ontology annotation, cellular component: extracellular region. The record is from RefSeq and is a predicted model, not a curated record. The transcript has 6 exons. Lineage: Eukaryota; Metazoa; Arthropoda; Branchiopoda; Diplostraca; Daphniidae. Gene Ontology annotation, molecular function: chitin binding. The coding region runs from base 122 to 658 and encodes 178 amino acids.
UUAAUUUACUAAAAGAUUUAAUUUCUUAUCCAAUCCUGUUUCUGGAAUGUAGACGUGCCCCGUUGGGAACAUCUUUGAUCCUGUGACUUAUGAAUGCGUACCAACGAGUGAAGCUACAUGCAUGACGUCGUUCGACUGUGGCGAAGACGGCUACUACACUUACCCCGACACUUGCAGUGGACUGUACUUUCUCUGUGCUGGUGGCACAAGUUACCCAAUGUAUUGUCCUUCACGAUCCGUGUUUGACCAAAACUCGUCUACUUGUAAGCCAAUAGAAGAAACAUGCACGCCUGGGCCAAAGACCACUACACCAAAUACUACACCAACUACUACACCAGCUACUACACCAGCUACUACACCAACUACUACACCAACUACUACACCAACUACUACACCAACUACUACACCAACUACUACACCAACUACUACACCAACUACUACACCAACUACUACACCAACUACUACACCAACUACUGCACCAACUACUACCCCAACUACUACACCAACCACUACACUAACUACAACACCAAUCACCACACCAAAAAUCACUACACCAAUCACCACAUCAAUGGGUUUUAUUUGCCCAUCAAAAAAUGUUUUACUUUUGGAGUUUAAAAUUAACACUAUGCUCUCGACUUAUGUUUUUUUAAGGUCCUAA